Molecule: messenger RNA, 1260 nt
Organism: Andrographis paniculata
Lineage: Eukaryota; Viridiplantae; Streptophyta; Magnoliopsida; Lamiales; Acanthaceae
Product: protein FAR-RED IMPAIRED RESPONSE 1-like
Exons: 6
Coding region: 1-1260 (419 amino acids)
Biological process (GO): regulation of DNA-templated transcription
Source: RefSeq, a predicted model, not a curated record
AUGGAUGAUAUCGACGAAGGUGAGCAUAAUCAAUUUUCCAUUAUUCCAACCAUAUUCAAUCGCUCAGCAAGCAAUGAAGACAUCGAAGAUUUUGCAAUUUCAGAUGACCUAACACCUUCGCCAAUACCAGACGCACCCUUUCGAAAAAACCAUCAAUCGCAGUUCAUAGAUUGGCAUGCUAUGGAGUUUACAAAACCGGAUGAUGCAUACAAUUUCUAUUGGUUCAAAGAGGGCAGCAAUGUAAAAUCAAAUCAUCCUGAGAUUCAUCCAAACAAAAACAUCGAGUCAGAAAGGAUAAAGAUCAUGCAUCGUAGUCAUGAAACAAGAACAGGCUGUAAUUCAAAGAUACAGCUUCAGUUUGACAAGGAGAAUGCAAAGUACAAAGAAGCUGGACUACCAAUCAGAUCAUUGUACGAUUUGAUGAAAAUAGCCGCUGGAGGAAAGGAAAAUGUGGGGUUUUUUAAGUUGGACCUAAAGAAUCACAUGAAGAAAAGAAGGAAAGAAAUUUUCAAGGAGGGCGAAGCAAAUGCAUUACUGCAGUAUUUUGGCCAAAGAUCGGUGGAUAAUACCUUAUUCUUUUAUGAAAUUGAAGUUGAUUAUGAAGAUAUGAUUGCUAAUAUAUUCUGGUCAGAUGCAAAAAUGAGGGAAGACUACGCAUUGUUUGGGGAUUCUAUUACGUUUGAUACCUCAUACCAAACAAAUAAGAACCACAGACCACUAGGUGUUUUCGUGGGAUUUAAUAACCACCGCCAAACAUCUAUAUUUGGGGCAGCAUUGUUGUACGAGGAAACACAAGAUUCAUUCAAGUGGGUUUUCAAUACCUUCCUAAAGUGUAUGGGUGGACAAGCACCGAAAACUAUUUUUACGGAUCAAGAUUUGGCUAUGGCUCCAGCACUAAGAGAGACAAUGCCAACGACAUACCAUGCUCUGUGCACAUGGCAUAUUGUACAAAAUGCCAAAAAAAAUCUCAGUGCUCUUUACACUACAAGGUUUGCCGAGAUGUUUCAACAUAUUCUCUACGGGGUACAAGAUGAAAACCAAUUCAGCCUCAAGUGGGAGUAUAUGUUGCAGGCAUGCUUCCCCAAAGGGCCUCAUAAGUGGCUAUUGAAUAUUUAUUCAUUGAGACAACAAUGGUCUUCGGCUUGGACAAGACAACACUUUACUGCAGGGAUGAGAACAACACAACUGAGCGAAUCACUUAACUUCUCACUGAAAAAGUUAGAAAAUGCAACCUACAAGCCCCUAAGCUUUAGCAACUGA